AGAAAGAGCGCGCGCGCGCGCGCGUCACACCACCGCCACCGGACCCUUCCACAAGCGAUAAGAGAAGAGAGGAGAGGGUGGAGAGAGAAAGUAGAGAGAGAGAGGGAUGGGGGAGGCGGCGCCGCUGGCAGAGGAAGCGGCGCGGCUGGCAGAGGAGGCGAGGGAGCUGCAGGACGCCGCCGCCGCGCUCCUCUCCAAGACCUGGAAGGAGGAGCAGGCCCUCCGGCAGCGCGCCCUCGCCCUCGAGUCCGACCUUAAGCGCCUCCGCUCCUCCUUCGACGCCGCCUCCAAGAAGAACCACGCCGGUCUUGAUCCCAAGACCGCUGACAAGAUCGAUGAAGAAUUAUACAGGGCGAGAUGCCUCAUCAGUGACGGCGAUGUGGCGUCGCUUCUCGCGAGCAAGGAUCAUGGGUGGUUCUUGAAGAUGUUUCUUGGCCCGGUGAAUGUUAGGGCGACGAGGAAAGAGGUUCAGCUCAAAGUGAAGGAGGAGUACAACGGCUAUAGAUGCUGGAAGAUGAUGCUCAUUUGUCACCUCAAGCUUACACAUUUUUUCAUCAUGCUCGAAGUUCUGGACAGAACGGCCUUUUUAUUUCUUCUUUUUCCAUGCACUCUACUUCUCUUAAGGUCUUAUAUCUGGGAUGGAUGCUUUCCAGCAUUGCCUGUUCAGUUGUAUCAGGCUUGGCUUUUAUUUCUCUACACAAGUCUAGCAUUGCGAGAAAAUGUGUUGAGAGUAAAUGGCAGUGAUAUUCGUCCUUGGUGGAUAUUCCAUCACUAUUGCGCCAUGUUGAUGGCUCUUGUAAGUCUCACAUGGGAGAUAAAAAGGCAACCUGAUUGUGCCAACAAGCAGAAAGGGGUACAAUUAUUUCUGGUAUGGGCUAUGAUGCAAGGUGUUGCAAUGCUUCUACAAAACAGAUAUCAACGUCAAAGACUGUAUACCCGCAUUGCUUUGGGAAAGGCUAAAAGGAUGGAUGUUGUGUGGGGAGAAACUGCUGGUGUUGAAGGUCAACUGUGGUUAUUAUGCCCCAUUCUCUUCAUCUUGCAGGGUUUUGAAGCAUAUGUUGGGAUCUUACUGCUUCGCACUGCUUUGGUUGGUGUUAUCCAUGAGUGGCAGGUCAUAGUUUGUGGGGCUUUGCUGGUUUUGAUGGCAGUGGGUAACUUUGCAAACACUGUGCAGAUCCUCAUGGCAAAAUCCAGAUUCAAAGCAAAGAUGAGGAGAACUAAGAGCAAGCAUGAUUUUGAUCCUAAUGCAUCACCUCCUGACUCGUCACCAACUUAUUUGAGAUCAUAGAAGGAAUCUUGGUCAAGGAUCUCUCCUUUGAAGAAUGUUUGUGGUCUCUGAUGCUAAUUGUCUGUGUAAAGCAUUAUCUUGUUCGCUGUAGCUUCUAUCCAGAUGUCAUCAAUAUUUCCAGUUGAUCUAACCAUGUAGGAUGAGCUCGGUUCUGCUAGUGCUUCAACCAAAACUUGAGGGUUGAGGAUCCUCUAAAGGAAGAGGAAAGAAGGGGAAGAGAUCGGGCAUAUGUGUUUGAGAUUGAUAUCUUGAAAUUAACCAGAUUGGUUUGUCAUAAUCUGCAAUUAUUGGGAUUUCAGUAGUUUCAGUAGUUUGAUCUUUUUUCUGAUACAUGAUCUGUUUAAAUCAUGUUUGGAUGGGUUUGUAAUACUUAAAUUUGAGUUCUGCACGAGGAACAAUUUGAAUUAUUUAUGUCAUUUUUUUUGAUAA
Molecule: messenger RNA, 1717 nt
Organism: Phoenix dactylifera (date palm)
Lineage: Eukaryota; Viridiplantae; Streptophyta; Magnoliopsida; Arecales; Arecaceae
Cellular component (GO): membrane
Source: RefSeq, a predicted model, not a curated record